AUGAAGCCUUGGGCUGGUGUCCACCUGAUUCUUUUCCUGGUUGCUAGUUCUGUGGAGGGAGAAGUCUCAAAUGAUGGUACUGGAGGACUCCAGGACACUGAAGCCACUUCUUGUGCACAGACAGAAGCCAGAAACUGCAAAGACCUCCUGGAACGUGGGGAGACCCUGACUGGCUGGUACAGAAUCUACCCAACUAAGGGGAACCCAAUGCUGGUUUUCUGUGACAUGGAGACAGAUGGAGGAGGCUGGUUGCUCUUCCAGAGGCGGCAGGAUGGAUCUGUCAAUUUCUACCGUGACUGGAAAUCAUACAAGAAAGGAUUUGGAAGGCAAGGAUCAGAAUUCUGGUUGGGCAAUGAUAAGAUCCAUCUUCUCACCAGCUCUGGAACACAGCAGUUGAGGAUUGAUCUGGAAGAUUUCAAUGGUUCCAAAACUUUUGCAACCUAUUUCAGUUUCAAAAUUGCAAAUGAAUGUGAAAACUACAGGCUGACCGUGGGUUCCUAUUUGGAUGGCAACAUGGGUGAUUCUUUCUCAGGACAUAAUGGCCUGGCAUUCUCUACUAAAGACAAAGACAAUGAUGGCUUUGAACCCGCAAGUUGUGCUGCAAAUUACAAGGGAGGCUGGUGGUAUGGUGCCUGCCAUUCUUCCAACCUGAAUGGCCUGUAUCACAAAGGGGAACAUACUUCUUAUGCUGAUGGCAUCAACUGGUAUACUGGGAAGGGGUAUCAAUAUUCUUACAAGUAUGCGGAUAUGAAAAUUAGACCACAAUAA
Messenger RNA from Crotalus tigris (Tiger rattlesnake), 768 nucleotides. Its product is annotated as ryncolin-4-like. The transcript has 5 exons. Bases 1 to 768 code for a protein of 255 amino acids. Lineage: Eukaryota; Metazoa; Chordata; Lepidosauria; Squamata; Viperidae. The record is from RefSeq and is a predicted model, not a curated record.